AUGCAGGACACACUGGGGGGUAGCGGGUGCGGUAGUGCCAAGGCAACACCCGUUGGCGGCCUUGAUGUCCUCACGCUGCAGACCAUCAAUGAGCAACAACUCAUUAUCUUUCGCCAGAAGGAGCUCGUUAGCACGCUCAAGGAGCGCGUCGAGGAGCUGGAAGACCAACAGCGAGAGGCAGACUUGAAGCUCACAGAGGCUGCGCGCAAGUCGAGCGUGAGCAAAGGCACGCUUUCCUACGAAACUGAGGUGCAGCUGCGACGCCGCGUAGGGACGCUGGAGGGCGAGAACACGAAGCUCAACGACCGCGUCGACAAGCUGUGCGCAGAGCUGAGCACCACUUCAGAGCAGCUGUACGCUCAGCAACUACGUGUUCAGAAGGAGACCGAUGUGUGGAAGGCAAAGGCGAGCAACGCCGAAGCGAAGAGUGUCGCCGCCGCGCACCUUCUAGAGGCGAUGGACAAGCGCAAUCGAAAGCUAUUUAACCAACUCGAAAAGCUCCGUCGUGAAGGUGAGGUUACUGCAUACGAGUGCGCGCAGUGGCGAUCACUCGCGAUCACCGCAGUCAGUCAUCUUGAUCAGGACAACCGGCGCUAUGCAAGCGACCAGAUUAACUCCAUCGAGGAGGAUGUGCGCCGCUAUGCGGUAAAUCGACUUAGCUCUCUGCGCGUCGCUGCAUCAGCCUCUGUAUCGCUCGACGGCGAGACGCCGGAGGAGGCCCGCAAAAUGUGGAGCCGCAGUGCACAGCUCCCAAAGGUGCAUCCCAUGCCGGACGUUCUUCCGCAGCAGGAAACGGUGCACUCACUACUUCACUUGUCGUACCCGCCGCCACUCUCGCCGCCGCUCGCCCCCCGGUUACCCCGACCUGCGGCAUCGCGCGCACUGUCUCUACCGACAUCCGAGCAGGCAAACGCGGAAAUGCAGCCGUCACCACCGCCGCCUGCCGCCGCGUCGUGUCGCUUCCACACAACUAUGGGCAACUCGCCGUCGACGUUCAAGGGGGUAUGUGCGACGCCCUUCCUGGCGGAGGCCAAGGGCGGGACGAACGUCGUCACAUCGCCAAUGCAGGACGCCUACCUGCACUUCAACUUGCUUAGUUCUGUCGAGAAGGGAGGCGUCAUGUCCCACAACCCGCCACACCCCACACGAUGCGGUCCCUCAGACAGCAGCGUCGAGACGGAGGCUGGGCGAUGGGUCUGGCCGGUGCCGAGCUCGUACAACCUCGACUCAUUUGAAGGGGAAUUCGACCAUUUCAGUCGACAGAGUCCUGCCGAGUCCGCGUGA
Messenger RNA from Leishmania braziliensis MHOM/BR/75/M2904, 1284 nucleotides. RefSeq lists its product as hypothetical. The coding region runs from base 1 to 1284 and encodes 427 amino acids. NCBI's taxonomy places the organism in Eukaryota, Euglenozoa, Kinetoplastea, Trypanosomatida, Trypanosomatidae. The record is from RefSeq and is a predicted model, not a curated record. The transcript has a single exon.